AUGGCUGCCCCCAUGCUCGAGUUCCGCACACAAGGCUACAACCCGUACGCAGUCAAAUACUCACCCUACUACGACUCGCGCAUCGCCGUAGCAUCCUCUGCCAACUAUGGAAUCGUGGGAAAUGGUCGGCUAUUCGCACUUGGUCUCUCGGCCCAAGGAAUCCAGAUCGAGAAAACCUUCGAUACGAACGAUGCACUAUACGACCUGGCAUGGUCCGAGAUUAACGAGAACCAGCUCGUGACGGCCUGCGGCGACGGGUCGUUGAAGCUGUUCGACCUGGGGGUCAAGGACUUCCCCGUCAUGAACUUUCAUGAGCACAAGCGCGAGGCCUUCUCGUGGUCCCCCACGCGCAACUUCUCCGUCAAGACCCUCCCGGUCGGAAACUGCACAUACAGCACGUCAUUCUGCCCAUCCAACUCGGCGCUGAUAUCGGCCGUCUCGUCUGACUCCCACCUCCGGAUCUAUGACCUCCGCACCCCCUCGUCGGCAAAAUACCACCUCGUCUCGGCCAUACCUGUGCACGGGCUCCCGGUCGGGGGCCAGCCCUCGGAGAUUCUCACCCACGACUGGAACAAGUACAACACCAACGUCGUCGCUACGGGCGGCGUAGACCGCAUCCUGCGCACCUUUGACAUUCGCUCGUCCGGCGGGCCCCUGGCCGUCAUGCCGGGUCACGACUACGCCGUGCGUCGCCUCGCCUGGAGCCCACACUCCAGCGACAUGCUCCUCAGCGCUAGCUACGACAUGACGGUCCGUCUGUGGAACGACGGGUCCUCGUCCGCCGCCGCCGUCCAGCAGCCGCCCAACCCGGCCGCGGAGCCCACGCCCGGCGUACAGAUGGGUGUCAUGAAUCGCCACACAGAGUUUGCCACCGGUAUCGACUGGUGCCUCUUUGGCAUGGGCGGAUGGGUCGCCUCGGUAGGAUGGGAUGAGCGCGUCCUCUUGUGGGAUUCUAAGAUGCUCAUGGGGAGACGGUAG
Geosmithia morbida is the source of this 978-nucleotide messenger RNA. RefSeq lists its product as uncharacterized. Gene Ontology annotation, biological process: protein import into peroxisome matrix. The transcript is spliced from 3 exons. NCBI's taxonomy places the organism in Eukaryota, Fungi, Ascomycota, Sordariomycetes, Hypocreales, Bionectriaceae. Gene Ontology annotation, molecular function: protein binding. Gene Ontology annotation, cellular component: peroxisomal matrix; cytosol. Bases 1 to 978 code for a protein of 325 amino acids. The record is from RefSeq and is a predicted model, not a curated record.